Molecule: messenger RNA, 3198 nt
Organism: Pygocentrus nattereri (red-bellied piranha)
Lineage: Eukaryota; Metazoa; Chordata; Actinopteri; Characiformes; Serrasalmidae
Gene: uba2
Product: ubiquitin-like modifier activating enzyme 2
Exons: 17
Coding region: 88-2010 (640 amino acids)
Biological process (GO): protein sumoylation
Cellular component (GO): SUMO activating enzyme complex; cytoplasm
Molecular function (GO): SUMO activating enzyme activity
Source: RefSeq, a predicted model, not a curated record
CCUCACUAACAGCCGCGGCGGGCUGCGUGUGCGUGAGCGCGGAUCUACCGGCCGAAACCUGCGUGUCCAACCGCUUAAAACUGAACCAUGGUGCAGCUAGUAGGGCCUCUCCGGAAAGAGCUGGCCGACUCGGUGUCGUCCUGCAGGGUGCUAGUGGUCGGGGCUGGAGGAAUCGGCUGCGAGCUGCUGAAGAAUCUCGUCCUGACCGGCUUCAAAAACAUUGAAGUGAUCGACCUGGACACAAUUGAUGUCAGCAACCUCAACAGGCAGUUCCUCUUUCAGAAGAAGCAUGUGGGCAAGUCCAAAGCACAAGUGGCCAAAGAAAGUGUGCUGCGCUUCUGUCCUUCUGCUAACAUCACAGCCUACCACGAUAGCAUAAUGAACCCAGACUACAAUGUGGAAUUCUUCAGGAAUUUCCAGCUGGUCAUGAACGCCCUGGAUAACAGAGCGGCCAGGAAUCACGUGAACAGGAUGUGUUUGGCAGCAGAUAUUCCUCUAAUCGAGAGUGGUACGGCAGGCUACCUCGGCCAGGUCACGGUCAUCAAGAAGGGUGCGACAGAGUGCUACGAGUGCCAACCCAAACCCACACAGAAGACAUUUCCUGGAUGCACCAUCCGGAAUACUCCCUCUGAACCCAUCCACUGCAUCGUGUGGGCGAAAUACCUCUUCAAUCAGCUGUUCGGAGAGGAGGAUGCAGAUCAGGAGGUGUCCCCGGACACGGCCGAUCCCGAGGCUGCAUGGAACCCUGAAGAAACAGCAGCGCGAGCUACAGCCUCGGAUCAGGAUGGAGAUAUCAAACGAGUUUCUACCAAAGAAUGGGCUCGCUCCACGGGCUACGACCCCGUCAAACUCUUCAACAAGCUGUUCAAAGAUGACAUCAUGUAUCUGCUGACCAUGGACAAGCUCUGGAAGAAGAGGAAGGCUCCGGUGCCGCUGGACUGGGCUGAGGUGCAGCAGCUCGUAAGCUCUCAGGACGAGGUGUGCGGGACGGGGCUGAAGGAUCAGCAGGUGCUCAGCUUGGGCGGAUACUCCCAGCUGUUCCAGCACAGCGUGGAGACGCUCCGAUCCCAGCUGGAUGAGAGAGGAGAUGGAGCACAACUGGUGUGGGACAAGGAUGACCCUCCAGCCAUGGACUUUGUGACGGCGGCUGCCAACCUGCGUAUGCACAUCUUCAGCAUGAGCAUGAAAAGCCGCUUUGACGUCAAAUCCAUGGCAGGAAACAUCAUCCCAGCGAUCGCUACCACUAACGCGGUCAUUGCUGGGCUCAUCGUACUGGAGGCGCUGAAAAUCCUAAACUCUGACUUCCAGCAGUGCCGUACGAUCUUCUUGAACAAGCAGCCGAACCCCAGGAAAAAGCUGCUGGUUCCGUGCGCUCUGGACCGGCCUAAUCCCAACUGCUAUGUCUGCGCCAGCAAACCUGAAGUAACGGUCAAACUCAACGUGCACAAAACCAUCGUACAGGCUCUACAAGACAGGAUACUAAAGGAGAAAUUUGGCAUGGUGGCUCCAGAUGUGCAGAUAGAAGAUGGAAAGGGUACGAUCCUCAUCUCCUCAGAGGAAGGAGAGACGGAAGCAAACAACAACAAGUUUCUGUCAGACUUUGGGAUUCGGAACGGCAGCCGUCUACAAGCUGAUGACUUUCUCCAGGAUUACACGCUUCUGGUCAACGUACUGCACUGCGAGGAGAUGCCGAGGGACGUGGAGUUCGAGGUGGUCGGCGAUGCCCCUGAGAAACCUCCAAGUGCCCCAGAGGAAGAGAAGAGCAUCGCUAACGGCAACAAAGAUGCCGCCCAGCCAUCUACCUCGUCUAAAGCUGUGGUCGAAGAUGAUGACGUGCUCCUCGUCGACUCCGACGAAGAACCUUCCUCCAGCACCACAGACGUUUCCACAGAGGCCGGCAGCCUAAAGCGAAAGCUCCACGACGCAGAAACGGGUGAAUCCGCGUCCAAGCGCAAACGCCUCGACCAGCAGACGGCUGACGACGACGAUGACAUCAUCGCUCUCGACUAGCGUCCUCUAGCCUUCCCUCCUUCCAGGGGGGGCUUCUGUUUUUGUCAUACUGUUUCCAUUACCAGUACCAACUAUAUGUAAAUAUAUCUGUACAAAAACUGCUGAGAGCUGGAUGGAUGUGUCUUCACGUUAUUUUUAUUUUCCUGUUUUUUUUUUUCUUUUUUCUUCCUGAACAGAAUAAGGAGAUUUUGGGGAUUUUUUUUUUUAACUUUUUACAGCAGUGUACACGUCAUGGAUAUCUUUAUGGCUGAAAGAAAUGCUUAAUGUAUUUCAUUGUGUUUUGCCAUUUAAUGUCAAAACGUUCCAUAUUUAUUGUUUUAUUUUUUUUUGUAAACUUCCAUAAAACCGGAAAAGCAGGCAUCGUUUCACAGAAAACGGCGUACUUGCUUCUCUGUUCCAUCCGUUCAGCAAGUUUCUCUUGAACAAAAAAAAAAAUUGUUGUAACCACAUCUUUUUUUCUUAAAUACAUUUUGAAGGCAGUUAUUUAUUCCUCCAUGUGCUGUGCUUUUCUUCUCUAAAGCAGGAUUCUCUGCGCUUUCUUGGACUCGGCACACCUCCUUCAACUCGUUAGUGGUUUUCCAGGUAGAGUUUUGUACAUUAAAUCAGAAAAGCCUGAUCUAAUGCUGAAGAGGCCUGCCAGGAUUUCAGUAUGAAACCCCAGCGCUAAAACAUCAGUGAUCUAUAAGCUCAGAUUUGUCCCGAAAGAGGAGCUGGAAAAAUAUGUUCUCCGGAUGUGCCUCGGCCUUCCAUCGGGGCAGUGUUGGCGAUGCACGUAGAGUUUAUCGUAUGUGCUCAAGACGUGUGGGACGCCUUGUUGAUGAAGGAAAACCGUUAUUUUUCUGAACGUGGGCUACUGUUUACAUUGGGGGAGGUCAAGAGUCCAGACUCGGCUCGUUAGUAGCGUAAGGGUUCAUCCAGGUGCUCGGGUGGCUGCUACCUGUUACCCAGUUGGCACGUCCACAGCCCAUGAUGUCAGAUGUUUGUAUUUUGAUGACCUCCUCUGAGCCCCAUGGCUUUGUCUGAUCGUGGAUGCUUGCAGGAUGUGUUUGAAUAUAGAAGGUUUGGGGGCGGGGGGCACUUUUUCAAUAGCUGUACUUGUAUGUUUUAUUAUAACACGUUUACAGUCAUUGUUAUUAAAGGCCGCACGCCCCUGUUUAUAACCCCUUUGAUUUUUGAGUACAGUAAAAA